Messenger RNA from Prosopis cineraria, 3260 nucleotides. Its product is annotated as methyl-CpG-binding domain-containing protein 2. Gene Ontology annotation, molecular function: zinc ion binding; DNA binding. Lineage: Eukaryota; Viridiplantae; Streptophyta; Magnoliopsida; Fabales; Fabaceae. The transcript has 5 exons. The record is from RefSeq and is a predicted model, not a curated record. Bases 1568 to 2608 code for a protein of 346 amino acids.
AAAAGAAUUAGCAAUCGUCUUGCCCAUUGAUUGGCGUUGGUCCCUUAAUUCUCUCUCUUCUGUCGAGAAGUACAAGUGCUGGCCCGUAAGUCCUAACGACGUCAGGCACUUGUUCGCUUUUUCAAACUUCGUCAAUCCAUUUUGUUCAUUGCCGUUGGUUUUUCCUCGUAUAAUCUGUAUCGUAGAUUUGAUUUGAUAUCUGUGCACAAUAAAUGUGGAAGUGUAUUUACAAAGUUCGGGAAUAAGAAGAUCAUGAAUAUAGCUAGCUGAGUGGUUAACAUAAACCUUUCGUUUUUUUUCCCCUGAAACUAAUGUCUCGUGUAAAUCUAUUUGUUUUUGUUUUGUUUUCUGGGGGAAAUAUACUCUGGCGAAAACCACGGAAAAUUUUAUUAAUUUUUUUCUGGCGAUAUAUUGUAGUUGUUCUCGUCAAGUACUCUGUUUUUAUUCACUGGUGAACCUGGUAAGGUGUCCUGCUUGCACGUUAUUGUUAACUGUAACGUGCUUGGGGUUAAUGAGAACACCGAGAAUAAAGGCUUUUUGUUUUUGUUCUUAAAGUAUAUGCUUCUUUUUUUCACUCUUACACUUUGAUUACUCUAAUUUUUGUUCUUAGAGUUUUUCGUGGGACCCUAGUUACUGGAAAAUAUUGCUUUUUGCUCGGUCGUACAGAAUCAAGGAUUAAAACGAUUUUGUUUAACUGAAGCCAUUAUCUUCGUUCUCUUUUAAUGAUGUUUGGAGUUUUACUGAUUCUGGGCUACAUUGUUUUCAUUUUGAAUGGAAACUGGAAAGAAGCUUUCUUUUUCUCAGUUGUGUUGUCCAUGAUAUUGUUUAUGUCAGCUUUCACCUUUGUUAUUUAUUAUCUUGCAAAUUACACGCAAUAUAUAAUAUUCUGAUUGUCUACGACUUUUUGACACUUCUGAAAUUGCUAAGAGGUGCAUGAUUGUCUAUUACUCUGCAUCUUUUAAAUUGCUAAGUGAAUCUACUAUAACUUUUUUAUACCUCUUAAAGAUUCUUCUCCGCUUAUUAAUUUGACUUAUGGCUAUGUAAAGGGCUAGCCUUUACAUUCUAUGGCAAAAGGCAUACAACCAACCUUUAAUAAUUUAAUAGAACAAAACCAGCUAGGUCCGUGAUUACAUGCUUGCCUUUUUUUUUUUUUUUUUUUUUGGUGGAUAAAUUUUACCUUUGCCUGGGCUUGUUUUACCUGUAGAGUGCUAUCUAACACUCGCAGAUUGUAAGAAUCCUUUAUUCUAUGGAUAGGAAGGCACAUCUUCGAUGAGAUGUCCUUUGGCAUGUGCUUGCUUAUAUUCUUCAUUAUUGCAUUAUAACAGGACAGGUCAUGCAUUAUGACCUAUUUAUCAUUCUCAUAUUAUGGUCAGAACUAUAAAUUUUGUGAAGUACCUUAUUUAUGGAUAAAUUCAACAAGAAGUAAUGCAUAAUAAUGAAGGGAAUCAGCAUUAUAGUCUGUAGAAACUCCUUGACAAUGAGAGUUCCUCUUGUGUGGAGCAUAUACAAGAAUUGUCUCUUGAACUUUGAAAUCAAUUGAACAGUUGGUAAUCUUAUCUUUUGGCUGAUGUCCUUGGUUAAUUUUAUGCUUGUAGGUUCUUGGAAAAAUUAUAUGUGGUCAAACAGUGGAAAAUUUUCCCUUAUGCCCAAGAAGGAAGUCGAGGACCUGAUAGGUUCAAGUUUUCCCCUUGGUAAUAAUAUCAGUCCCCAGGAUAUUAUUGAUAUUUCUUUGUCAUCAUCUGAAGAUAAUGAUGCAGACGAUGACAAUGACCUGUCUACUGAAGAUGCAUCUAAUCAAUUAGUCCUUUAUGAUCCUCUGGCAAAUGGUUCCCGGGCAACUGAACUUGUCCCUAAUCCUCCUCAGUGUGAAUCGCCAUUGCAUCCAAUAAGUAAACCUCGAUAUUCAACUCCCAGAGUUCUGCCAUCGGUGGGGGCUUUCACUGUGCAAUGUGCAAACUGUUUUAAAUGGAGGUUGAUACCAACGGAGGAAAAAUAUGAAGAAAUACGUGAGCAUAUACUUGAGCAGCCUUUUAGUUGUGAUGUUGCUCGUGAAUGGCGACCUAAUGUAUCUUGUGAUGAUCCAGAGGAUAUUUCUCAGGAUGGCAGCAGGCUCUGGGCUAUUGAUAAGCCAAGUAUUGCACAGCCUCCUCCUGGAUGGCAACGACUUCUAAGGAUCAGAGGAGAAGGAAGCUCCAAAUUUGCAGACAUAUAUUACAUAGCACCAUCAGGCAAGAGACUCCGCUCAAUGGUAGAGAUCCAGAAAUACUUGCUUCAACAUCCAGAAUAUACAGGUCAUGGAUUAACUCUUUCACGUUUUUCAUUUCAAAUACCAAGGCCAUUGCAGGAUAACUAUGUGAGGAAACGCCCUGCUAGAGUUACUGCUCCAUAUGGAGGCAAUGGACCUGCUCAAGCUGAGCAAGCAAAUCCUCUACCACUUUCUCGGGUGGGUCCAGCAGAUGACUGUACAGAAUUGCAUCAUGGUAGGACAGUGCUUCCAGCACCAUCCAUGGAUUCCCCUACUGUUAACCCUUUUAGCCGUCCUGCCAAAAAACAAGCAACUCAGAGCUCCUUUCAAGGAACAAAUAGUAAGGCAAGGUUUAUGAGUUAAGUUAAAGCGGAAGUGUCUGAUAUGAUUUCAUGUUAGCUAUUUUUCCUUUUGGUUGGGCCCCUUAUGAUGUUAAGGGUGGGGAGGACACUGGAUUUUAUUAUAUGGUUUUUGUCUUCUUAGGAUAUGUUUAGUUGUUGGAAAGACAUGAAUGUGUCGAUAGAGAAUAGAAUAGGCUAAAAUAAGAUUAUGGAAUGAUACAGAGGUGAGAGCCAUGGAGUAAUGGAUAAGUAGGAAUGAGGAUUCAUGACCUUAUUCUUGUCAAUUCUUAUUCCCACGCCUCUAUCAUCUCAUGACUUUCAUUUUUCUAUCAUUCUCACUUCUCUAUUGAUCUACAACCUUAUUUUAGUUCAUUUUAUUCUCUAUCAACUCAUCUGUUUUCUUUCCAGCAACCAAACAGGCCUUAUCCUUUUGGAAUAGAUUAGUGUUGAAAGUGAAAUGUUACAGAGAUUGGAAGGAAUAUGCCAGAUGCAAAAAGUGGUGCAUAACAGGUGUACUUUUUGGUGGGGAUGGUACUUGGCUAAAAUAGAAAAAGAUGAUGCCGAACAGUGGUUUUGAGUUUGGAUUGUAAACUAGGCAUGUUUAGUCAUGCAGGAAACAAUGUAUAGACAAUAUAUGUUAUAUUAUGCAACCAAAAAAAAAAGGGGUUAUAUCA